CGUAAAUCGAGGAAAGUGUUCCUUGUGGCUUGUACAUAGGCAAUAUCAUGCUACAUUUAGCAGAACGGUGCCAGGUAACUGAUUUGUCUUGUCAGCACGAAUGGAUUCACCUGCGAAAAUCCGGAGGCUGGAAGGAGCGUCAGCCGCGCGUCAAAACACGGGAGACCUGCGAUAUGAAAGCUCAUGCUACGCCGACGCGCGCUUGGCUGACGGGAUGCCUCCAGAGCUCCUGCAAGGAGAGAAAGUGUCUUCCUCGGAGCUGCAGAGGAAGGUGAAGGCAGUCCUGGAGACGGCAUUGCAACCGGAGGAGCUGGCGCUGCUACUUCCCCAGCUGGGCCGGUUGGAGGCAUCCAUGCUGACUCCAACAAGACCAGGAGGCCCAUCAUCAGCUACACGCCGCCAAGCUCCGGAACCAAUCAGGCGCUUCUGGCGCGCCCUUUUGGAUUCCGAGAUUACCGCAGACAGCUUCUUGGUCCUUCCCAGCGGUGCCUACCUUCUAGGCAACCAGGAACGCGGUGGUGCGCUUUUCAUCCGUCGCAGCUACCGGGGGCUGUUCGAACGCAU
Molecule: messenger RNA, 564 nt
Organism: Astrephomene gubernaculifera
Lineage: Eukaryota; Viridiplantae; Chlorophyta; Chlorophyceae; Chlamydomonadales; Astrephomenaceae
Source: the annotation of a GenBank genome assembly